Molecule: messenger RNA, 905 nt
Organism: Aphidius gifuensis
Lineage: Eukaryota; Metazoa; Arthropoda; Insecta; Hymenoptera; Braconidae
Product: histone H1-like
Exons: 1
Coding region: 70-771 (233 amino acids)
Biological process (GO): negative regulation of DNA recombination; chromosome condensation; nucleosome assembly
Cellular component (GO): nucleus; nucleosome
Molecular function (GO): nucleosomal DNA binding; double-stranded DNA binding; structural constituent of chromatin
Source: RefSeq, a predicted model, not a curated record
UACAGCGCUACGUUCUAUAAUAUUCGUAUUAUUACAAGUAAAAAGUAAAAAAAAAAAAUCAUCAUCAUCAUGACUGAUAAAGUUGCAUCACCAGUACCAGAAGUUGCUUCUCCAGCAAAAGCAGAAGUUGUGAAGAAGACUGCUGCUGUCAAAGCAUCAAAGGCCAAGUCACCAAAAGCACCAAAGGUACCAAAGGCUCAUCCAAGCACUGCUGAUAUGGUACAAGCUGCUGUCAAGGCUCUUGCUGAACGCAAUGGAUCAUCACUUCAAGCCAUCAAGAAGUACAUGGCUGCCAAUUACAAGCUUGACACCGAGAAACACGCUCAGUUCAUCAAGAAGUAUCUCAAAUCAGCUGUUGUAUCUGGUGAUCUUGUACAAACCAAGGGCAAAGGUGCAUCUGGAUCUUUUAAACUUGCUCCAGCUAAGAAACCAGUUAAAGCUGAAGCUAAACCAAAAGUUGCCAAAAAACCAGCAUCACCUAAGAAGGCAACAGUUGGCAAGAAACCAGCCGCAGCUAAAAAGACUGAAACAGCCAAGGCCAUCGCCAAAAAGGUCACUUCACCAAAGAAGCCAGUUGCUGCUAAAAAACCAGCUGCUGAGAAGAAAGCUGUUGAAGCCAAGGUUGUCAAACCAAAGGUUUCUAAAAGUCCAAAAGCCAAAAAAGCAACUAAAGCUCCAACUGCCAAACCAAAAUCACCAAAACCAAAAAAAGCUGUACCAGCCAAAUUAGCAACAAAGGCAUCACCAAAAAAGGCACCAGCAAAAAAAUAAAUCAUCAUAAAAAAAAAAUUCAAUCGGCCCUUUUCAGGGCCAGCAAAUUUUUCAAACGUUUAAAAAAAUUAUUUAAUUUCUUUUCUUAUUUUUAAUAGGUACAAAAUUUAAUUGCAUUAAUUAGUUAAUUGAGA